AUUCGUAGCGGUUGCUUACUACCCUAGAAGGCCGUGUUUUACAAACGUUGAUUCUAUUGUUUUUUGGCAAUUUUAUUAAAACUAUAACACAAUGUUUCAUUUGACUUAUCCACAUAGGAGAGAAAUUACCAUUUCACCCGAGGACAUCAUCAAACCUAUGGUGAUUUUAUCCAACUUACUGGAGAAUGGGAUGCAAGAAGACAGAAAACCAAGACAGUCACAGCAAGUAACGCAAGUUAGCCGUGAUCCUCAAGAUGCAUUCCGUGUGAGUUUGGAUGUUCAACACUUCAUGCCAGAAGAAAUUAAAGUUACCUUGGUUGGUGAUAACGUUAUCGCAGUUGAGUGCAAACACGAGGAGAAAGGAGACGAACAUGGAUCCAUUUCAAGGCAUUUUAUUCGUAAAUACGUCAUUCCAAAGGAGUUCGACAUGUCCAAGGUGGAAACCAGACUUUCCUCAGAUGGAGUAUUAAGUAUUAUUGUGCCAAAAAUUGAAUCUAGUCCUGUAGAGUAUAGGGAAAUUCCAAUUAUUAGAACUGACGAACCAGUUAAGAAAUUAAGAAAAAAUGAAAAUGAGAAUGAGAAAUAAGUAUAUUUUAAGUAAUUUGUAAUGUGGAAAGUUUAACAUUUUGUAUUUUUUUAUAAAAAAUAAACUAGUCAAAUAUA
Messenger RNA from Aethina tumida (small hive beetle), 663 nucleotides. RefSeq names its product alpha-crystallin B chain-like. Gene Ontology annotation, molecular function: protein folding chaperone. The transcript has 2 exons. Lineage: Eukaryota; Metazoa; Arthropoda; Insecta; Coleoptera; Nitidulidae. Gene Ontology annotation, biological process: protein refolding; response to heat. Bases 92 to 586 code for a protein of 164 amino acids. The record is from RefSeq and is a predicted model, not a curated record.